CAAGCGUCCAUGCUCACGCCAACUCCAUUGGCGGACCCAGCAUAGGCCUUACACUUCUGCUCAUCCUCUCGAAACUCCUCCAUUCGCGCGAUAGACCCUUGAAUUGAUACUACCUGCAUCAAGUGCGACUGAAAUGGACGGUCGGAGUCAUUCUCAGAGGGAGCAAACACGUCGCGGCUUCUCCAUUAGUCAUCAAAAGGUCGUUUUGGAGAUAGACUUUACGGGAUGCCUAUGGGGAUAUACGGAGAUCACCAUUGUGCCUACGAGCAAGGACCUGAAGACUAUCAACCUUCACUCGAGACAGUGCACUAUCCAAGACGUCACAGUCGCGAACUUGAAGGCCGAUUUCAUCCACCAUGAUCCUCUCGCCAAUCUAUCAGUCGGAAACCCAGGCGAACCGCUGGACUGUCACAGACACCCGGAAUUGAAGCGAAAACUUUACUCCGCUCUCCAAGAAAGUGAAGAGGGAGAACUUUCCAUUGCCGUUCCAUUGGAGGUAGCCUUGAAGUAUUCGGGCUCUUCGUUAGUCCAGGUCCAUAACGACUUGGCUACCCCGGAGCCGUCGACGUCCGGACCAUCCCAGACAGUACAAGAAUUCGCUCCUAUAUCCAUCAAGAUUUGGUAUAGUCUCCGGAACCCGGUCGAUGGGUUCGAGUUUGUGGUUCCUACCGAAUCGUAUCCCUAUCGUGUCCCUCACGCUUAUACGACUCCGUCAUCUCCCGAUGCAGCCCGUUGCUGGGUUCCAUGCAUCGACAGUCCGUGGGAGAAAUGUACAUGGGAGUUUGAAUUCGUGGUGCCCCGAUAUCUGGAAGAUGUGUCUCUUGAAGACGGAGAGUCCACGGAUGCCAAUCCGACAUUGGUUGUUUGCAGUGGGGAGUUGGUCGAGCAGGUCGCCCAUCCGUACAACUCCCACAAGACUAUCUUCUUGUUCUCGCAAGCCGCUCUAACAUCUGUGCAACAUAUCGCAUUCGCUGCCGGUCCCUUCCACAUGUAUUCCAUUCCCGUGAAUCAAAUCGCCGAGGAUGGAACAUCUACUCAACCGCCUAUACAUGCAUUUUGCCUUCCGGGACACGAGAGCAUGUUGACCACGUCGACAUCCACAUUGCGCACCGCCAUGAGCUUCUACACGACUGAAUUUGGAUCUUACCCCUUCGGCUCGUACAAGCUCGUGUUCGUGGACGAACUUCCGACGCAGAGAUUUGACAGCUCGACGUUCACAUUGCUGACCGUGGACCUGUUGCACGGAGAAGAUGCCAUCGAACAAUGCCUGGAAACUCGUCAUGCGCUGGCUCAUGCACUUGCAUGUCAGUGGAUGGGCGUUAACAUUCAACCGAAGGUGUUCUCCGACACAUGGUUGGUGAACGGGUUAUCGUUAUACAUCACCGGCCUCUUCAUGAAGAAGCUACUGGGCAACAACGAAUACCGAUUCCGGCUGAAGAAAGAUAUGCAACGGGUUGUGGAGCGUGAUACUGGCCGGGAAGCACCACUCUGCCAGCCGACACGUCUGGAGCCGCCUGACGGGUCGGAAAUCGCAUUUGUGAAUCUCAAGGCGCCGUUGGUACUGCACAUCCUCGAUCGAAAGCUGGGCAAAAGUGGCACCUCGCUCGGUCUUUCGCGUGUGCUGCCGAAAAUCUUCCUCUCUGCUCUCGGCGCCGAAAUUAACACGAUAUCGACGCACAUGUUCCUCCGGACGUGCCGGAAAGUGAGCGGGGUGGAUCUGCGGAUGUUCGCUGAGCAGUGGAUCUAUGGCAGCGGAUGCCCGAUGUUCUGGUUCAAUGCGAGCUUCAACAGGAAGAAGAUGGCUGUUGAAAUAACGAUGCGGCAAGAAUGUGCUGCUUUCAAGGCACUCGAGGGCAACGAUCAUGCCAAUGUGAUGCUCAAGCCCGUAGCCUGCUUCGAGGGGCAAAUGACCGUUCGGAUUCACGAGGCUGAUGGAACACCUUACGAACAUGUGCUGGAUAUCCAGUCCCCGUUCAAGCGCUACGAAGUGCCAUUCAACACAAAAUACAAGCGUGUCCGUCGGAACACCAAGCGGUAUCUCGCUCGCCAGGCUGCAGCACAGGCUGCAGCCGAAGGUGACACGGAAGCCGCUGAGGCAAUGGGCAUGGUGGACAUGGGUUUCGGGCUGGAAGUCUGGGAAAAGGAGAGCGAGCGCAACAAUUGGAAGGUCGAAGAUUGGACUGAAGAGGAAGAGAAUGCCAUGAGCGGCGCCACUUACGAGUGGAUCCGGAUGGACGCGGACUUUGAGUGGAUUGCGGAUAUCAAGUUCGAACAGCCGGAUUUCAUGUGGGUGUCACAGUUGCAGCGCGAUAGAGAUGUUGUUGCCCAGCUGGAGGCACUCCACGCAUUGGCGCAACAGCCUACGGCCAUCGUGUCGAGUACUUUGACAAAGACGGUUCUCGUGUCCAAUUACUACUUCAGGAUACGAUGUGAGGCUGCCUUAGCUCUGGUCAACUGCUCGACACAUAAGCUCAAGUACCUUGGCUUAUUCCAUCUAUUCAAGCUUUUCCUCAGACAUUGUUAUGAACCCGAAGAUCCGAACCAAGACCUUUUCGCCCAUACUUAUGUUCCCAAGCCCAAUGAUUUCUCUGACCUUCCGGAGUAUUUUGUUCGCAAGAGUCUCAUCCUCGCUAUAUCCCGUAUUCGCUUUGAAAAUGGCAAAUCGCCAUCUGUUGUCCGCAAAUUUCUCAUUGAUCAACUCAAAUAUAACGACAAUACCUCCAAUAUUUACUCUGACGGAUUCUACAUCUGCAUGAUAAUAUCUGCCGCCGCUUAUUCUGCGGUGUCCACGGCUUCUCCUGAACGAGGAGAGCUGCUUCCCUCGGAAGUACGCACCGAGUACAAUGAAGAAGAUGCCGACCUGUUGCAGCAGAGUAUUGGAGAGGUGGAUCGGUAUAGGUCGAUGGAUCGUUUGAUUCCGUCCACACACAACGUUGUCACCGUCGCAGCACUCGAGUUUUACCUCGUGCUGAUGGUGGCAAAUUUGAUCCCAAGCUCCCCACUCCACUUCCUGCCCUUGACUCGAGAAGGCAACCAAACGCAAGUGCGAAUCGCUGCAUUUGACGGAUUUUUCAUGACCAAAUGGUUUUCGCCACCGAUCAUGAACUACGUGAUGGCUGUCAUGGCCGGCGAUCCCUGCCGUGUUAUUCGACGGCACGUGGCUCGUGCUGCCUGCCAGAGCUUAACGUUGCUCUUCCAGAUGGGAGAGAUGAAGGUGAACGGCAAGGAUAACGAAAGCCUGUUGAUCGAGGAGGAUGGAUCAGUGCAGGAGAAGAGCAAAGAGACGAGGAAGAGUGAGAUGGACGCCAUGAUCAAGGCCUUGAGAAAGGAUAAGGAGGUCGGCAAAAACGAAGUGCUGCGAGACUUGUUGAUGCCGCUGGCUCUGUAUGUCGCCAAUGUGCAUCACCGUUCUCCAAGCAUUUACUCACGGUUUCAUUCGCAGUGCGCCCGAGGUCGAUCAUGACGUCCGAUUGUGUCUAUUAAAGCUGGCGGAUCUCCUUAUCAAGCCAGUUGAGGAGACUGCUCCGUCUGUCAAGAUUCAUAUCUCUGCCAGUACCCCAGUGGCCGAGAAAGCACCCGAGCUUCCUGUCCCAGCUAAAGCUCGACCAUUGAAGAUCAACGGACCCGCCACUGCCGCAAGCCCAGGUCCGGUCAUGGCUUCAACGCCUGUUCCUCCCAGGCUGAAACUCCGUCCUGCGACACCACGGGAGUCGACCCCCAGCACCUCCACAGGGAGCGUCGAGCCUGCAGCUCGUGUGACACCACCGGUGAGGCCGCCAUUGGUCAGGGCACCCGUUCCAGCUCGGCCAGCACCGGCAGCUCGAUCAGCGAACGCAACCAGGCCAGCAACUGCGACCCGGCCAACUCCAGCGGCCAGGACUGCACCACCGGCGAGAGGCCCGUCGCAAUCUCGGCCAGUUCCACCUCCAACGACAGCCUCAUCUCGGGCAGUUUCAUUUGCGGUACCAGCUGUGCCACUGAAGUCGAAGGCAACCGCAGCAGUCCCCCUCGCCAAGGCCAAGGUCAAACCGUCACAUCCUGCUCCUCAGCCCGUUCAAGAUGUGAAACCGGCAAAACUUCUCAAGGCCCAGGCUGCGGGGAUGUCACUGAUGGAUCUCCGGGCAUCCCGGAAUGUGUUGAAGAAGUUGCAGAACAACAAGCAUGCUAAGAUUUUCUUGCAUCCUGUGGAUCCAAUACGGGAUAACGCGCCCAACUACUUCAACGUCAUCAAGAAUCCUAUCGACCUUGGCACGAUGUCGCACAAGCUCGACUCGGGGAUGUACCGAGAUCGCUUUGCGUUCCAGGCUGAUUUCCGGCUGAUGAUGGCCAACGCGAAAAAGUACAAUCCGGUGGGAACGUUCGCGCACAAUGAGAUGCUGGCGCUCGAGACCUUCUUCGAAAAGCAAUGGAGUAUGAUGACGAAGACGCUCGAGAACAAGGUCGCUGCUGAUGCGGAACGAGCGAUCGCUCAACCUCCCCCUCCUCUUUCGACAGCCCCGGUCCCAGUCCGCCCCAAACCAGCAGCUGCCUCAGCCGCACGGUCAGCUCGGGAAGCAACGUCUUCGUCGUCGUCGUCCUCUCAGCCGACAAUCAAGCUAAAGCCUCCACAAGCCGAGUCCAAGCCUAAUGUUAAGCCGCCUCGGAAGAAGUCUCGAACGGAAGUGUCGCCAGCCGUGGAGCAGCCUCCGCCGCCGUACGUCGACGACGGAUCGCACGACAUCUUGCAAGAGGUUCUUGCUCUCGAACGCGAGCAGGAGGACAAGGACAAGAAGCAUCGGGUCAACGGGAAACGGAAACAGCCGAUUACACCAGCAGAAGACCCGGAUGGCGAUCUGUUGGCGUUGGUGACCAAGCCGAAGCCAGGGCCCACUCGGCCAGCACGUGCGGCGGAACCUUCGUCGUCAUCCUCAUCUUCAGCAGCACCACCAGCACCACCAGCACCGAUACCCAAGAUCGUACUCAAGACGGCUGCGGCGGCACCGUCGCGUUCAUCAUCGGUGGAUGUGCCUCGGGCAUCUGUCAAAGGCAAGGAGAAGGAGGUGGUGCGGAUUAAGAAAGAGCGGCCUGCUGAGUCGGGCAUUCCCGUCGAUGAGAAGAAGAUCAAGCAGUUGUUGAACAUGCUCAUGAAGCUGCCAGAGGCUGGUAUCUUCUUACGUCCAGUGAAUCCAGAGCUGGACGGGUGUCCGACAUACUAUCAAGAGAUCCGACAUCCGAUGGACCUAGGCACAAUAUCGAGCAAGCUCUCCGCGCACCAAUACGCGACGAUGGAGCAGGUGAAAGACGACCUCGACCUGAUGGUGCGCAACUGCCGCAAGUUCAACCCGCCGGCGACGUUCCCCGUGAACUGCGCGGAUGUGAUCGAGAAGGCCUACAAGAAAGAGUGGCCGAAGCUCACUGAGCGGAAGCUCUCGCUGACGGAGAAACGUGGGAUGCAAGGACUGUUGAACACUUUGGUCAAGGAGGACAUCUCCUGGCUGUUCCGCGAACCCGUCGACCCAGUCCUGCUGCAGAUUCCGACCUACUUCGAUGUCGUCAAGAACCCACGCGAUCUACGAACUAUCCGAGCGAACCUGAACGCGGACAAAUACGACUCGCUGGAUGCGUUCGAUGCGGACAUGCAGCUGAUGGUCAACAACUCGACUCUGUUCAACGGGCUGGAGUCGGAGGUCGGGCUCAUGGCCAUCAGCUUGCGGAACCGGUAUCUCGAGUUGGUGGCUGCGUGGCGAGCGAGUCUUGGUGCCGCUACGAAUGGCAGCAGCGGCGGCAAGAAGCGUAAGGACGAGGAGCGGGGCAGUGCCCAGCCGUCGAAGAAGAUGCGCACAGCCUGAAUUGGAUAGGACUUAGUGUAUCAUGUGUAGUAAUAGCUGUAUCAUACGCGUCCCAACAGGUGUACCAGUUUUAUCAUGUUGCAUCCAAUGGCAAGCGCGCGUAGUAUGCGUAGAUAUCUAGAUGUAGAUGAAAUGAGGACACGGUCAGGGCAAAAGUAAGGAGAAAAACGACACGAGCAGGACUUGAACCUGCGCUCGGAGACCGAAACAGAUAAGAGGAAAUUC
Messenger RNA from Mycena citricolor, 6053 nucleotides. Lineage: Eukaryota; Fungi; Basidiomycota; Agaricomycetes; Agaricales; Mycenaceae. The record is from the annotation of a GenBank genome assembly.